GAGUUGGACAUCUCGAAGGUGGGAGAAGCCAAAACAGAGGUAACAACAAAUACCCCCGCAUUCGAGCUUCAGCGGAGCGCCGAACUGCGUGUCACUCUACAUAAUAUUACAGGGACAGUGGAUACAAGUUGAAUAAACCAGACAACAAGAUAAGAUAAUCUAAGUGAUGCGUAGACACAGGAAAGUUCCGAAAUCCAAUUCCACUCGUUUUGGUGCAAGGACGCAGCGUUGAUGAUGUGUAGUUCUGCUGGCUGCCCUCCGUCUGGGCCCACGUCGAUGUCCCAUUCUUCAGAGUCGCAUCCAGCGGGGCGACGGUCUCUGCCACCCCACGUAGGUAGCAACCUCCGCAGUUCGAUCUGCGAUAUACACGGCAGGCUCAUCUCUGAGUCGCUUGUAAGGUUGCCUACAGCCCACGUCGCUCCUGAUCACUCGAGCUUCAACCAGUUUUCCACUUGGACCCCGUUUGUGUCACACCCUCCCUCGUUGGCCCGCGUGUUUCGCGACUCGCGUCCUCAGUCGGCACAAACGAAUGAGUUGCAACAAGCCCAUGCUCCUUCCCCGGCUCCCACCGUUCCUGAUUUCUCAUCGCUCCUUUCACCAUUAAAUAGCCUGCAGGCAAAUAUGUCGGGCAUGCAGAUGGACGUGCAAAACGUGCUCAAGGAGUUGCGCACCAUCAAAACCACGCAAAAGAACUUAGUGGACAGAGUUGACUCACUCGAAGAGGUUCUCGGGGUCAGCCACGAGAAGGCCGGACAAAAACAAGUACGCGGUAGACCUAGCAAGGGAAAUGUGAAAGACAAGGCAACUGACGAAGUAGGUGCUCUCGAGGAAGGAAACCAGACAUCCCAGACACCUGUUGCCAACCUCGUCGACAGACUGGGCGCGAUUGAAGUCGCUGUAGAGAAGUUGCUCGAUCGUAUGGAGAGUAGGAGCUGCGAGAGAUGUGCGUCUGAUCUCGUACUCCUUCCGUCGUUCGUCUGAGGCUGAG
Pisolithus orientalis is the source of this 988-nucleotide messenger RNA. RefSeq lists its product as uncharacterized. Lineage: Eukaryota; Fungi; Basidiomycota; Agaricomycetes; Boletales; Pisolithaceae. Bases 232 to 981 code for a protein of 249 amino acids. The transcript is spliced from 2 exons. The record is from RefSeq and is a predicted model, not a curated record.